AUGACUCAUUCUGCGCAUGCGCACUAGCGGUAUUCGUCGCCAGCUUUUCAGCCGGAGCCGCUCCGAUUCAGUCUGGUGUAGGUGUGGCCGGAGUGUUAACUUCUUUGAAGGAUAAACUUAAAAUUGUUACCGUAAAAAUGACGAGCCCAUCUAGCCCUAAGAACCUCCCCAACGAGCUCAAGAACCAAUUGGAGGGGUUUAACACCGACAAAAUGAAGAAGGCUGACACACAUGAAAAAAUUGUUCUUCCAACGGCGGAAGACGUAAAACAGGAAAAGCAGCAUAACCAGUUGAUUCACAGCGUAGAGAAUUUUAAAGCUGACAAAUUAAAGAGAACAAAUACACACGAGAAAAUCAUUCUGCCGAACGCCGAAGAUGUGGCUGCGGAAAAAACGCAGAAGGCUCUGAUUCAGGGUGUCGAAGGAUUUGACACGGCCAAACUGAAACAUGCGGAGACGCAAGAAAAAACCGUUCUACCCGACAAAUUCGAUGUGCUGCAAGAGAAGCAACAUCAAAACCUCAUCGAUGGUGUGGAACACUUUGACAAAGCUACGAUGAAACACACCGAAACUCAGGAGAAAAACCCUCUGCCCGACCCUGAAGCUAUUGAAGCGGAGAAAGGCCAGCAACAAUUCAUCGCUGGAAUCGAGAACUUCGACUCCAAGAAACUGAAGCACACAGAAACAAUUGUGAAGAACCCCCUCCCCACUAAAGAAGCUAUUGAUAUGGAGAAGAAGGCAUAAACUCAACCAACUGAAAGAGACCAUUUGGACCUUCCUACAGGAAAAUCUCAACAAAUUAUAUUGUUAUUUUCAAUAUUUAUAUAUAAGACAUUUUGUAAAAACCAUUGAAAUUCCUACUGAAGACAUGAUGUAACCGAGCAUUCCGCCCUUUUGUAAGAAGUUUAUAUGGAAGUAAAGAAUUUUUACAACUUAUGGAUCGAAGAGGUGCUUCCAUGUCAGAUUUUGAAAAUGGCAUUUUUGUAUCUACAGACUGCAAGCCUCUUGAUAUUCGGUAAUAAGUUGGAGAACCAAAUCAGUUUUAUUUUUGUAUUUAAUUUUUAUAACGAUAGGAUAAGUAAAUAUUAACUCUAGGUAGGUUGCAAACACAUUCAGCUUCUUAAUUUCCAGGGUUUAUUCUUAGUCUAAUAUUGUAAGAUAAUUAUAUUUUACUUUUAUUUAUUCUUUAUUGAGCUAGUCGAGAAUACUGAAAUUUUGAAGCGUACUUGAAAUUUGUAACCAAUUAAAUCUUAUAAAAACCCAAAA
Macrosteles quadrilineatus (aster leafhopper) is the source of this 1265-nucleotide messenger RNA. RefSeq names its product thymosin beta-like. The transcript has 7 exons. Bases 138 to 743 code for a protein of 201 amino acids. Gene Ontology annotation, molecular function: actin monomer binding. The record is from RefSeq and is a predicted model, not a curated record. Gene Ontology annotation, biological process: actin filament organization. NCBI's taxonomy places the organism in Eukaryota, Metazoa, Arthropoda, Insecta, Hemiptera, Cicadellidae. Gene Ontology annotation, cellular component: cytosol.